Gongylonema pulchrum is the source of this 402-nucleotide messenger RNA. Lineage: Eukaryota; Metazoa; Nematoda; Chromadorea; Rhabditida; Gongylonematidae. The record is from the annotation of a GenBank genome assembly.
AUGCAUGCACCAGAUGUGAGUUUUCUCGAAAAUGGAUCUGAAGCGAUGGCUAAUGCCGUUGCAUCUAUUGAUGAAGCACUAGCCGGAAUUAGCCGCUGGAAGUUGAUCGUGAUAACUGUUUGUGCUGUGAUUGUUGCCCAGCGACUUCAACGUUUAUGGAGAGCAUCUGAACGGCCAGUACAUUCACGUAUUGUUUCCGCAGCUUUUUCGGUUCUUCGCCACUUGCCACCUAUUCGGAAAAAAAUUGAAAAUGAGCUAGAAGAAAUGCGGCAGAAAAUUUUCCAUGAAAUUCAUAAAAAUGAUCGUACGGAGAGCUUUAUUGGAGAGCUUCCAGAAUGUGGCACGAAAACCGAGGAUAUUAUCCGUAUUGCAAGUAAGUCUUUUUUAUUUGUGGCUUCAUAA